CAUCACCGCAUAACAUCAACUCCUUCUACAUCUACACUUGCCCGCUGCUUUAUCAGCCUCGCUCACCGCGGCGAAGAUGCAGUCGGUCAACCGCUUCCUCUUUGGCCCGACCAAGGAGGAGCGAGUCAAGCAAGUCCAGUCACAAUUGCGCUCAGAGCAACGCCAUCUGGACCGCGAAAUCCGCAACAUAGACACAGCCGUUUCAAAGGCCAAGCAAGAAGUCAAGCGCUUAGCUACAAAGAGCGACGUCAAAUCAGCAAAGAUCCUCGCCCGCCAAGUGGUCCGAUCCCAAGCGCAACGCAAUCGUUUGGUCACAUCCAAGGCCAGGCUCAACAGCAUCGGACUGCAGCUCAAUCAUCAGCUAGCAAUGUACAAGGUCACUGGAUCAAUGGCCAAGUCUGCCGAAAUCAUGAAGUUGAGCAAACAGCUCGUCAAGCUACCUCAGCUCAACGCGACGAUGCGGCAGAUGAGCGAGGAGAUGGUCAAAGCUGGAAUCAUGGAGGAGAUGAUGGAGGAUACCAUGGAUAGUGGCGUGCUUGGAGAAGACGAAGAUGAGAUGGAGGAAGAGGCUCAAGGAGCUGUGGAUAAGGUAUUGUUUGAGUUGACCGAUGGCAAGUUGGGACAGAUGGCUUCGACUGGGCCGCUACCGGAUCUGGAGGCUCCACAGCCAGUUCAGGCUUCAAAUUCGAGGCAGGAAGAGGAGGAAGACAUGCAGAGGAUGCAGGCUGCUUUGGAUGGCUUGUUGAAGGGAUAAGAGGCGGCAUAUGGCAAGGUCAUGCAGGGGCAGGUAAGGUGGAGAGGCUGACAAAUUACUUGUAACAAUAGACGAUCGCGACGAUCAGUACAUACGACGCUAACUUCAUGCUACGCCGACGUGGUGAGAUGAUAUGAUGUUGUUACACGGGCAGAGGGAAUACACGACUAAAAGAAAGGCCGCCCGCAGAUCCUCCCCCCACCGUCGUCGCGGUAUGUCUCCCCACAAGUCCAGUCUUGGUCAUUCUUGAUGCCCACCGCCCACGUUCACGGUGUUUCUUUGAGACAGCCGUGCUUUCUGCUCUUAGGCUCGCCAGAGCAAGAAGGCAGUCUGGCCGAGG
This is a messenger RNA of Jaminaea rosea, 1094 nucleotides long. RefSeq lists its product as hypothetical. Lineage: Eukaryota; Fungi; Basidiomycota; Exobasidiomycetes; Microstromatales. The transcript has 2 exons. Bases 77 to 754 code for a protein of 225 amino acids. Gene Ontology annotation, biological process: late endosome to vacuole transport; endosome transport via multivesicular body sorting pathway; protein transport. The record is from RefSeq and is a predicted model, not a curated record. Gene Ontology annotation, cellular component: ESCRT III complex; multivesicular body.